CCUGAGGGGAGGAGGCGGAGGCGGGAGGAGGAGGAAGAAUUAGUCGGAACUCGACCGCCGGCGGUGGCGGCGGCGGAGGAGGAGAAAGGAAGGAGGAAGGCGGAGCGGAGAGAGGCGGAGACGGAGCCCGACAGGGGCGGCACCACGGCUCCAGCUCCUCACCGUCCAGUGUAAGGGGAGCGGCGCGAGGAGGAGACGCCGCGGCAGCCACAGCCUUAUUCGUCCUUCGGGCCACGCCUGGGCCUUACCACGAGGAAGUUGCGGCCCCGCGUGGCGCGGUCUCAGGUUUCUUUACCUCUAGAAAGAAAAAAAAAAAAUUGACACUUUGCAUCCUGGAAGUGCAUUUAGAAGUCUGAAAUUAGAAACUUCUUUCAAAUUUGGACAUGGCUAAUCGAGGAGCAACAAGACCAAAUGGGCCAAACACUGGAAAUAAAAUAUGCCAGUUCAAACUAGUACUUCUGGGAGAGUCUGCUGUUGGCAAAUCAAGCCUAGUGCUUCGUUUCGUGAAAGGCCAAUUUCAUGAAUUUCAAGAAAGUACUAUUGGGGCUGCUUUUCUGACCCAAACCGUGUGUCUUGAUGACACAACAGUAAAGUUUGAAAUAUGGGAUACAGCUGGUCAAGAACGAUACCACAGUCUAGCACCAAUGUACUACAGAGGAGCACAAGCAGCUAUAGUUGUAUAUGAUAUCACUAAUGAAGAAUCCUUUGCAAGAGCCAAAAACUGGGUUAAAGAACUUCAGAGGCAAGCAAGUCCUAACAUUGUAAUAGCUUUAUCCGGAAACAAGGCUGAUCUAGCAAAUAAAAGAGCUGUAGAUUUCCAGGAAGCACAGUCCUAUGCAGAUGACAACAGUUUAUUAUUCAUGGAGACAUCAGCUAAAACAUCAAUGAAUGUAAAUGAAAUAUUCAUGGCAAUAGCUAAAAAGUUGCCAAAGAAUGAACCACAGAAUCCAGGAGCAAAUUCUGCUAGAGGAAGAGGAGUAGACCUUACCGAACCUACACAACCAACCAGGAGUCAGUGUUGUAGUAACUAAACCUCCAGUUUGAACUAGCUGGAAUAUUCUGCUUCCUAAAUGUUGUUAACAGCGGGAUUGGAGCAUUUAACCGGCCCAGUAUGACUUCCAAAAAGAAGAGACUUAUGAUAGAGUCAAGUUUCUAAUACAGAAUUAUUUUACGUGUUUUGAACUUAAUUUUUAAUAACAUGCAUGUAUCCCUCCAACUAAUGUUACAGCAAUAGAAAGGGAAGAUGAGAACUAUGUGUAUACGUGUUUCAUUGGAAAGUUAUGAGGGAAUCAUAUCUCAUCAUUAGGGAUAAAGACAAAUGACUGGAUCCACAACUAACCAUCCAGUUUCUCCAAACUGGAGCAGUAGUCAUCUAUGGAAAAGAUUUGAAAAUGAUUAAUUUGGGCUUUUGAAAAACAUUUAUAGGAUUCUCCAGAUGUUUUGCUUAGCUGCAAUAUUCAGGCAAAUAAUUUCUUUUAUCUAAAAUGUACAUUCCACAUUUUAAUAAUAAAUUAACCACAAGAAAACCGUCCCACAUGUCCAGGAAGAAAAAAAGAAAUUAGUGGCACUGAAAUUAUAGCCAGUCCCAUUAUUUUUUUAAAUGGGGUAAAAAAAGCAGAUGUAUCCCCAUCUUGUUUUAAGAGUAUAAAAACUGAUAAAUGCAGUUUAAUAAAUAGUGUUCCCGUCAUGUGAGCUCUUCAACAAAAAUGAAACAAACCAGGUGUCUGUGAUUUCUAUUUAAUCACUGCUGGCCAUUAUAUAGGUCUUGUUUGGGGGUAGGGAGGGGGCUUUUGUUCCCUUUGGACAUGUAGUCAGUGCACUAACAAUUAUGUACAUUCAAACUUGAUUACUUUAAAUUUGAUUUCCAGCUGUACUGUAAAUAGGGUACUGCACUGUCUCCAUAUGUUUAUUAUUUUUCUGUAAUAUUUAAGAGUUGCUUAAAAGUAUACAAAAUGUACAGUUACUAAAACAGCUAAUUAUUUCUUCCUCCUUUGAAAGAAAGGGGCUUCAGUUGUUCCUCAUGGCUAGAACCGUAAUAAACAAUGUACCUGUAAUUUGUAACAUAAAUAUUGCAAUGUUAGUAACAAUCUUGCAACCUUGUUUUUCAAAGUUCAUUUUAUUUUGAUCAGUUCAGUAUAUUGCACUAAUUAUUUUAGGUCUUUUCAUUAUAUGAAAUCUACCAUGUGUCAGAUGAUUUAAUCUAUUUAAGUGUUGGACUGCUAGCAGAACUUGUACAUUUUACAGUAAUUCAGAUUAGUAAGGAAAACAGUUCACCAGUGUUUAGUUUUAUAUUGAGGUGCUCAGGUUGGAAUAAAGUGGUAUAAAAAGCAA
Messenger RNA from Sciurus carolinensis (gray squirrel), 2331 nucleotides. RefSeq names its product RAB5A, member RAS oncogene family (gene Rab5a). Gene Ontology annotation, molecular function: GTPase activity; GTP binding. NCBI's taxonomy places the organism in Eukaryota, Metazoa, Chordata, Mammalia, Rodentia, Sciuridae. Bases 384 to 1031 code for a protein of 215 amino acids. The record is from RefSeq and is a predicted model, not a curated record. The transcript has 6 exons.